Linum trigynum is the source of this 2919-nucleotide messenger RNA. Lineage: Eukaryota; Viridiplantae; Streptophyta; Magnoliopsida; Malpighiales; Linaceae. The record is from the annotation of a GenBank genome assembly.
AACAUUCAUGAUCUGUCUAUUUAAUGAUGCAAUCACUUAGUUGUUUGUGGUUGAAAAAGAAACUGCUAAUAACACUAAAAAAAGGUAAAAAUAUCAACCUUUAGUGAAAGUGUCAUUUAUAUUACGAAGUUUGUUGCUAUUGACGCCCACCUUUGUCGUUGAUAUUGUUGUUGUUAGAAGUUUGUUGCUUGAAAUUGAGGCCUUGGUUGAGGAAAUAGGGUCUUGGUUGAUAUCUGCCGGUAGGCCCUAGAAAACCCGAUGGUCUCGGAUUAGCAGUGAUUACCAUGAAAAGUUUGAAUGGUUGCGCUACCUCGGGUUGUAUGUGUUGUUAUAACUUGUGUAGCAUUUGAGAUAAAAUUCACUUGUUCUCUCGGGUGGUGGCUUCCAUCAUAAUUUGGCAUUCCUUCAACUUGUGGUUGGGGCUUGAACACCAUUCGCACACCAUCAGUUGGCUUUUACUUUGACUUCUAUCCUUCAACAGUACCUUGAUCAACCCAUCAGUCUUUGCCUCAAGUGAAGGACUUGCCUCGAUAGCAUGGAAUUCUCUCACUAGUCCUCCUUCGUCUCCUUGUCAUGCCCCAAUCAUACCUCUUCAACGCCAUUUCUUUAAACAACUCGGAUAUUUGUGGGGGUGUCUCGUUGAGCAUGUUCCCUUGGCACAAGGAAUCGAUGGGCAUAUGGUCUUCUUGGAAGAGACCGUUGUAAGAGAUUCCAAUCUUGAAAUAUUCAUCAAAACCAUGGUGUGGGCAUUGAAGGAAGAUGUCGGUAUAGAGCUCCCAAGCAUCUCUCAAGGUUUAAACUUCUUCUUGAGCAAAGCGAGUGAUCUUUCUUCUAAACUCCAUUGUCUUGGAAGGCUGGAAGUCCUAGCCAUGAACUUUGUGAACAAGUCAUCCCAAGAAACAAUUGAGAGAGGAGGUCGAUUGUUGAGUCAAGUUCAUGUCUUGCCACUUAGGGAGUAUGAGAAAAGCCUCAACCUAAGUGCUUCCUAUGGUACUCCAUUCAUCUUUAGACCAUCUGUCAACUUGUAGAAUCGAAUGAUAUGUUCUCUUGGUGACUCAUUUUCAAGACGAUGAAAUUGGAUUUUUCUAUGGAUCAUGGUGAUGAUACUCGUCUUGAUCUCAAAGUCGUUGGCCUCCACGAGUGAAUGCUGGAUGCUAAGUUGGAUGUCUGCCACCUGCAGGGACAUUUAGUACUCCAUGGUCUUUGCUCCAUCCCCAUCUUGUGUGGCUUUGUUCGCCAUACAAGUCUUUCCUCGCUUCCCUUAGCUCCUUCUCAUGAGCAAGUAGCCGGAGAGUUCGAUUGAUGUGGUUUUAUAGUGUUUCUAAGAGUGUUGGAUUGCUCUGGGUCAUACACCACAUGCACACACUACAAACAACACAAAGAGCCAACAAGCAAGGUCCGACGCACGAAAUGCAAGAAAAGAAAAUUCGGAUUAACAGUAGUUCAUAUUUUCAAGAUAAUAAACCAUUGUCUUGUUCCUAGCAACGACGCCAGAAAACUUGACUCGUGUCCUACUACACACUCUCAUUAAAAGGCCAAGUAUAACCUAUGAUCGGGUGUAGUAUAGAACAAGUAUUUUCAAUUUAUCAAACCUGGGCAGUUUAUAUAUUCGUACUUCAGCAAACUACAUAUUAUCUAGCAGUAGAAACGUUGUUUCAAGCUAUUAAAUCAAACAAGCAAAAUUAAGUUGAAUUAAAGUGAGAAAGCAUCACUCGGAUGAUUAUACCCCUAGUCCCGUAUGUGAGAUGAUGACAUGAUACUAUAGCGUGAUUUUCAUGUUAUAUAUAUAUUUAGGAGAUCAAAACUAGUUAGGAGUCUCUAUUCGAGUUGUCUUAACCCGCCUAGUUACUCUAAUUGGAGAGGUGUACCAAACUAUCGAAUUAGGAAACUAGGGGACCAAAUCCACUCCCUCAGACGAUGACCCGGAACGACGUAAAAAACCCAAUCACCCUCGUUCAUGGCUCUCUACGAUGAUUGAAUAGUGACCCAAAUUACUAUAAAGAGAUCUUCUCUCUCUUAGGUUAAUUUGCCACAAAAUUGGGGGAAUGAUCAAUGAUACUCAGUUUUCAUGAUAAAUACUGAAGCAAUAUAUAAUCAAACAUGUCAAUCACAACGUAGAGUUCAUAACCAUCAAUCCACAAUCCUAGAAUAGGGUUUACAUAAUCCAAGUGAUAAGGGAAAUCUACUCCAUAAUAAGAGAAAGAACUACAACUAAAGAGAAUGAAAACCCCAUAGAAAGUUGAUUCUCCUUCUUCCUAGUUGCUUGGAAAUGGUGUUGAAGAUGCAAUAUGGACUGCUUUGGUCUUGGGUAGGUCAAAUUCCUCUACAAUCUACAUUGGUUCUUCAUUGUCUCUCUAAGUUGUGGAAGAAGAAGAAACCCAUCUCACACUAGAACUUUUCUCCCAUUGAAAUCUGAUCUCCUUCUCCUUUUAUACUUGACAGUGCAUGUUUCAUGGUAUGUCUUCAUGACCAUAAUGUGUGCAGUGAAACCAUAAUCUCAACCCAAAAUGCACCUUUCACUUACACACUUCAUAAUUUUGUUGUACAUUUCACGCCCUGAGCCCAUGAUCAUUGCACUACCGGUGUGACUUCCGAAUGCUCCUGGAACUUUUCACACUUCACGGUUUGGCUGCAAUCUUCACAAUCUCCUAUCUGUGACAAUGUCCUCUGAACCGUGAUCCAUGCAAUUUCAAGCUCUUUGUCCCUUUUUUAUCCCUUUUGUCCGAAUUUCUAUCUUCUCGCUCAAUAGCCUGAAACAUACUAAAACAUUCCAAAACUUAUUGUACCAAGGAGCAAACGACACAACAAAAGGGGUCAAAACAUGUAUAGAAUGGCCCAGAUCACUCCUGACACACGGAAAAAGGGGGGAAAUGAGAAAAUUGAAACAAGUAUGUUGAAAGAUAAAGUGCUAAACGGAUA